CACAGACUGAGAUGGCGAUAGCGGAAGUGUGACGGAGAGCUUGUUUGCGGCUGAGGGAGACGGAGCCGGUCGGUCUCUGAGGGGCGGUUGCUAGGGGCUGUUACUAGGGGCGGUUACUAGGGGCCCGGGGCACUUCCAGCUGAGGCCCACUAAUUGCUGUCGGAGGCGCUGAGACCGGGACCCUGGCGGAUACUGCCGACUGCUACUGAGGCUGCACUGUGUGUGUGCGACUUGUCUGGGAGCUGCGUCUGUGUCGUUGCUUGUAGAAGAGCGUAACGAUGACAUCACGGCGCAGCCAAGGAGACGCCGCCCCCUUCCUUACUCAGGCCGAUAACACGGAGGAGGAAGGGGCCCCAGAUCCAGGGGGCCACUCGUCUGAUGAGGAAGAGGAGGAAGGGAAGGAUCAUGGGAAGGAGGCGCAUUUACUCACCGGCAUCUCCUACCGACACUCUGUCACCAUCGUCAUCAUCCUCUUCUACAUCAACCUGCUCAACUACAUGGACCGUUUCACUGUGGCAGGCGUGCUGUCGGACAUUAAGGAAGAUUACCACAUCUCAGACAGCAACUCCGGAUUGGUCCAGACAGUGUUCAUCUGCAGCUACAUGUUCCUGGCCCCCGUGUUCGGGUACCUGGGGGAUCGAUACAACAGGAAGUUGAUCAUGUGCAUCGGGAUCUCCUUCUGGUCAUUGGUCACUUUGCUCAGCUCCUUUGUCUCCAAACAGUACUUCUGGCUGUUCCUGCUGACGCGGGGGCUAGUGGGUGUGGGGGAGGCCAGUUACUCGACAAUUGCCCCCACCAUCAUAGCCGAUCUCUUCCUGGCCGACCAGCGCAGCCGCAUGUUGUCCUUCUUCUACUUUGCUACCCCUGUGGGAUGCGGCCUCGGCUACAUCGCGGGUUCCAAAGUGACCAGCACUGCGGGGGACUGGCACUGGGCACUGAGGGUGACCCCAGGGCUUGGCUUGGUGGCCGUGCUGUUACUGAUCUUUGUGGCCAAGGAGCCCCCCCGGGGGGCGCUAGAGAGGAAGUCUGACAGACCCCUGACCAACACUUCCUGGUUCUCAGACGUGAAGGCUCUGCUGAAGAAUCCCAGCUUCAUCCUCUCCACCUUCGGCUUCACCACUGUGGCUUUCGUGACCGGAGCCCUGGCCCUGUGGGGCCCCACCUACCUGAUGAGAUCGCGCAGAGUCAUAUACAAGACCGAGCCGUGCCAGGGAGGGAUCUGUAACUAUGACGACAGUAUGAUCUUUGGGGGGAUCACUUGCGUCACUGGCGUCCUGGGGGUCCUGACCGGCGUGGAGAUCAGCAAGCGCUACCGCAAAACUAACCCCCGGGCGGAUCCACUGGUGUGCGCCGUGGGAAUGAUCAGCUCCGCCCCCUUCCUCUACCUCUCCUUGGCCUUCGCCGACACUAGCCUCGUGGCUACCUAUGCCUUCAUCUUCAUCGGCGAGACCCUCUUGUCCCUGAACUGGGCGCUCGUAGCCGACAUCUUGCUGUACGUGGUGAUCCCCACGCGCCGUUCCACGGCAGAAGCCUUGCAGAUCGUCGUGUCCCACUUGCUGGGAGAUGCGGGGAGUCCGUACCUCAUUGGGGUGGUAAGUAGGGGCCCCCCAGCUGUAGGGUAGGUUAGCAGCCCCGUGUCAUUGCCACUCGAGCUGAGCCCUCUCCCCACUCCUCAGAUAUCGGAUCAGAUCCAGAAGGGGAAAGCGCCCUCCUUCCUGAUCCAGAUGCGCAGCCUGGAGUACGCGCUCAUGAUCUGCGCCUUCGUGGGGGUGAUCGGAGGGGGCUUCUUCCUCGCCACCGCACUCUUCAUAGAGAAGGACCGCAAGAGGGCGGAGUUGUUCUCCCAAGGCUUGCUUCCUGCUGAUGAAACGGACGCAGAGCGCAUUGUGGUCCCCAAACGAGGUCGGUCCACAAAAGUGCCGGUGUCCAGUGUUCUCAUCUGAGAGGGGCCCAACAGAACCACAGAACUCGCUUCUGGGAGUACAAAGGGAACAAGGAUAACGGACCUGGCGCUGACGGGACUUGCUAAGGACGUGCUGUUUAUCGGGGGCACUGCCUGUCCUGAUGGGCCUGUGGCUGCUGCUUCCCGCCCCCCCCAGUACCGCAGCCCCCCUUGCUCUCUGCCAGAUCCAAGGCUGUGACUGUACUCUCUGUGCCCUAGGGGGCGCUCUGUAUUAUAUUUAUUUGCUUUUUAAUGGAACUUGUACUUGAUUCAGGCCGGGCUGACACUUCUCGUGCAAAUAGAUUUACUCGUGGCUACAGGAUAUUGCACCCGCCAGGGGCAUCUUUGUGCGGUCGGUACCUGCACACGGGGGCAUUGGGGUAUCGGAGAUGCUCAAUAUAAUGUAUUUCCUGUAAAACGGACCUGGUGGGACCUUGUCUGGGGGUUUAUAGGGAAGGGAUUUUUAAUAAGAAGGGUUCACAUUCUAUAAUGACUCCUGUUUUUAGUAUUAUACUUGCCCUUUAAUUGUGGCGCCAUGGUAACCAUUUAACUCUUUGCUGUACAGACUUUACAUUCAGCAGGGAUACUGUGAGCAUUGGGGACCCCAAACUGCCUGACGCUUGUUCUGACCCACUUGGGGUUCUGCGUAACAAGCAGGGGCUUCGGCCAGUAAUGGGGCCCACCUUAGAAUAUUAAAUACAUAUAGAUUGUGGCUCUGUUCCUUUAAGCAGGAUGGGUGGGACUGAUACUGUAAGGGGUGUUUGUACCAAACUUGCACCCCCCACAGUACCAAAUGGUUCAGCCGCAAUGGAAUUGGUUGACACCAUUGCCCCCUCCCCCCUUUAGGGACACUGAAAGAUAAGGGGGGCGCCUGGGAUAAUUCACAUUUACUGACAAUAGAAUCAUGGUCUGACAGCUCUGAAAUGGUUAAAGAAUAAACAUUAAUGGGGAGUUUAA
Messenger RNA from Xenopus tropicalis (tropical clawed frog), 2899 nucleotides. It is a transcript of the gene spns1, whose product is annotated as spinster homolog 1. The record is from RefSeq and is marked validated. Gene Ontology annotation, biological process: transmembrane transport. NCBI's taxonomy places the organism in Eukaryota, Metazoa, Chordata, Amphibia, Anura, Pipidae. Gene Ontology annotation, molecular function: transmembrane transporter activity. Gene Ontology annotation, cellular component: lysosomal membrane.